Stylophora pistillata is the source of this 3575-nucleotide messenger RNA. Its product is annotated as sodium- and chloride-dependent GABA transporter 1. Gene Ontology annotation, cellular component: plasma membrane. Gene Ontology annotation, biological process: sodium ion transmembrane transport; nitrogen compound transport; amino acid transport. NCBI's taxonomy places the organism in Eukaryota, Metazoa, Cnidaria, Anthozoa, Scleractinia, Pocilloporidae. The record is from RefSeq and is a predicted model, not a curated record.
ACGUGGAUUAUUGAGCAUGGGUGAUUCGAACUUACUUGUUGUCGAUUGCGACCCACGUGGUGCUACACUGUUUGGGUAAUUCGAGCCUCAUAUCGAGGCUGACACUGGGAUAUAAUCUUGGCGCGCAAGCUCGAUUGUUAUCACAGCCACAUGCUCUCCGUGGAGUAGUUCGCCAAUUGGACGAAACGUAACCCUGGAGCUCGAAUUCAGCGCAGAAAACCGGUUUUAAAACAGCUGAUAUGGACAAGAACAACAGUGGUGAUAUGGAAUCGAGCGAAAAAAAAUUGAUUGAGAAAGGGAAGGAAGCAAACGGCGAGCAGACUAGUGAUACUAGUGGCAGCAGCAGCGCUGUUGAUGAACGUGACGUUAAUGUUGUAGAGAUAGAGGAUGAACGCGAACAGUGGGGGAAGAAAGCGGAUUUUUUGCUCUCUUGCAUCGGCUUUGCUGUAGGGCUGGGAAAUGUUUGGCGGUUCCCCUAUUUGUGCUACGACAACGGUGGAGGGGCUUUCCUUGUUCCCUACCUUAUCAUGCUCGUGUUGUGUGGAAUGCCGAUGUUCUACAUGGAGUUGGCUGUUGGCCAGUAUUUCAGCCUUGGGCCAAUUGGAACAUGGGGUGCAAUUUGUCCAUUGUUCCAAGGUGUUGGAUUUGCGAGCAUGAUGGUGUCUUUCUUGGUUUGUGUUUACUACAAUAUCAUCAUUGCUUGGUGUCUUUACUUCCUCUUUUUGUCGUUUCGCAAAGAUGUACCCUGGAAGACAUGCGACAAUUGGUGGAAUAGUGAGAAGUGUUAUGCUGGGCGGAUUCCAGACAUGAAAAACUGUUCUUCUGGCCUUUCUAAUAGCACAGUUUUCCUUGCAAAUAGCACUGCUGCACUUGCUAAUUCAACACUCAAAAACUGCACAAAGGCAACAGCAGAUGAUUUUAGUUCUCCAGCUCUGGAGUACUGGCAAGAUUAUGUCUUGCGUUUAACAGACAGCAUUGGGGAUGCUGGAGUUUUUAGAUGGGAGAUAUUGCUUUGUUUGCUAGCUGCUUGGAUUGGGGUGUAUUUCUGUAUGUGGAAAGGGGUCAAGUCGUCUGGAAAGGUUGUGUACUUCACAGCAACAUUUCCUUAUGUAGUGCUUUUUCUUCUGUUUAUCCGUGGAGUCACACUUCCAAAUGCUAAAGAAGGGAUAAUUUACUAUUUGAGCCCUCAGUGGUAUCGUCUCAAGGAUCCCAAGGUGUGGGUUGCAGCUGCAACUCAGAUUUUCUACUCUCUUGGAAUUGGCUUUGGUUCCUUGGUGGCCAUGGGAAGUUACAACAAGUUCCACAACAAUGUUUUCAACAAGGUUAUGUCUGAUAGUCCUGGUCUGGCCUUUGUGGUUUAUCCAGAAGCUAUUGCUCAGAUGCCGAUUUCACCUCUUUGGGCCAUUCUGUUCUUCUUCAUGCUACUUACUCUGGGCCUGGACAGUCAGUUUGGUAUGAUGGAAGCAGUAAUUACAGGAGUUGUUGAUGAGUACCGCAUCAUGAGAAAACACAAAGAAUUGUUCAUCUUAGUGGCUUGCAUUCUGUGCUUCCUCCUUGGCUUGCCUUGUGUCACACAGGGGGGAGCAUAUGUGUUGAACUUAUUUGACUACCAGUCGGGAGGUGUGUCUCUUCUGUUCUUGGGUUUCUUUGAAACUGUAACCCUGGCCUGGAUUUAUGGCACAGACAGAUUUUCUCUUGACAUUGAGAAAAUGAUUGGUCGUCGUCCAGGAGCUUGGUGGUGGUUUUGCUGGAGGUUCUGUGCACCUAUCAUCAUGGCAGGAAUCUUCUUGUUCAGUGUAUCCCAAUGGGGUGGCAUCUCCUAUGGGGACUACAAGUAUCCACAAUGGGCAGAAUUUAUUGGAUGGCUUAUUGCCCUGUCCUCAAUGCUUUUCAUUCCUGGAGUGGCAAUAUACAACUUAUAUAAAACACCUGGCACGUUUAUGGAGAGACUUUUUAUCUGCCUGAAACCAGAUCCAGUUGUGCAAAGAGAAAUUGAGGAAAGGCAAGGUCUUGAACACCAAGUUGAACUUAUCAAAGUUUAAAUUGAUGGUGGAAAAUAUUGAUUUUGUAAGUAAAAUCCAAACUGUAAAAAUAAAAAAUUUUCAUCUGGUGAUGACAUAUAAAUAGAACAACAAAUGAUCCUAAAACCAAGCACUAGUCUCCAAAGAUUAGUGGUGAUGUACAUGUACAGAACUUUUCCAUGCAAGAAUUGAUGUGUAUAUGUAAAGAAAAGAUACAAGAGUCAUGGAUCUGGUGCUGGUUGUUGGAAUUGUGGAUAACUCUCCCCACUGGAUAAAUCUCUGUCUGGUGGGUGGCACAGCAAGGAUUGUUUACACCUAUAACUGCUGGAUAACAAUUUAUCUGUUGGAUAGGGUUAUUUGCCCUUUGAACAACUGGGUCUUGUAUUUCUUCAGAUAUAACUAUCACAAAGAACUCAGCAAGGAAGCACAGGUCAAGAGUUUCUUGUGAAAAUUUGUUACCUGUUCUUUUAGUGAACCCUUUCCUUUUCCCUCUUAACUUUACUGGAAAGCCAAAAAAGAAUGCCUGUUGUAGUUAAACUUUGUUGUUAUGCCAUGCAGUUUAGCAACAAUGUGUGCUGGGUGUUGGUACUUCUUGAUAUAGUUUAGCUUUGUAAUAUGAACACCUGAAUGUUUUCAAACAUGUGUGUAUAUUGCUUAGUACAAUAUAAAGUUAUGCACUGUUUCAGUGUACAGGUAAACUCUUACACUUACCAUUUUCUUGAAGCUACCUCUAAUGAGAUUGUGGUGGCUGUGCCAUCAGUUUUGCAGAUGAAACUAACAUUCAUGAAACUUGUUUUAAGAAAAGUGCACUUGCAAUAAAAUUGCCAACCUUUUUAAGUUUCACUUUUUCAGAACUUAAGUGAGCUCUCUGAUUCAGUCCAAAUUCGUUAUAUUUGUCAAGUGUUAAUACUAAGUAAAGAAAUGUUAAAUUUAUAUUUGUUAUAGCAGUGUGUUAAUACACCUGUACACAGCAAAGUAGUUAUUACACAUAUAUGGAUGUUCAUGUUGUUUAGUUUUAUCACCUGCUAAUGCUUGAGAUUUUUGUAUAGCUACAUUUGUUAUGUUAUAAAAUUGGCGAAUAUAUGCAAUGAUGAACUACAUUGACUGUAUCAACAUCAAUCUGCUUAAUGACACUCAAGAGUUUAAGAAAAAAAUAUUGAUUUUUGAUACUGGAAUAUUUUGCAACCUUGACUGAAACCAGUGCCACUUGAAUGUUGAGUUUUAAUCAAAUUUGACAAUUAUAUACCUUCAUUGGAAAAUCACUCUUUUCAUAUUAGGUCUUCCAUGUAACUCAGUUACUGUUAGGUAAGGCAGAAAUAGUGAUGCUCUUUCACCAAUCACCAUCAGUCUUAUAUUAAAUGAUACUAUUGUCUAAACAAAUUAACAAAGCUGUGAAGAUAGUCUAAAUUUUCUGUUUAAAUUACCUUUAAUAGGUUGUAUAUUGGUUAGUUUAAAAUUUAGAGACUUUGCUGCCAGAGUUAAUUUCACUUGCACUGAAUUAGUCAAUGUUGGAGUUGUGAGAUUUUCUAAUAAAAAUUACUUUGGUACAAUAUG